Molecule: messenger RNA, 2649 nt
Organism: Endocarpon pusillum Z07020
Lineage: Eukaryota; Fungi; Ascomycota; Eurotiomycetes; Verrucariales; Verrucariaceae
Exons: 9
Coding region: 1-2649 (882 amino acids)
Source: RefSeq, a predicted model, not a curated record
AUGGAGCCGACACUGCGGGGCGACAGUUCCGUCUCAUCGGAUUACUUGCUUACCUGGAUUGCUCGAGGUGAGCAUAGACAACCCAAAACUAACCCAGACCAUUCAGAGAGCCCUAAUCUUGGAUUCGCAUCGAAUUUCUUGGAGGCCUGCCAGCAGUUACUUGCAAAUAUUUGGACAUGUUGCCGCCUGGACCGGACACGAACAGUGCUUCAGCAAAGGAGGAUCCGCGACAACCUCAGCCGCCUGGUCCUGUGGAGCGACUCUCUCGACCAUGGACAACUCGAUGUCUGUGUGGAAAGAUCUGCGGAGGUUCAUGAUUGUGUACUCGAAAUCUUGUUAAAGAUUGGAACAGCCCUGGUUAAAGGUGUGUACACGAUCGAAGCAGUCAGAUCAGCACUCCCAAAUGAAGACAUCACAGCCCCGCUGCGAACUGUUUCUGAGCACCUAGACAAAGCAAAAUCCAUACUUGACAUUCCCGACGAAGAAAUUGAAACUUCCGACACAGAUUCUGGAUCAUUGGAAAUUGACAGCUCCAUAGCUCGUACAGAAUUGAAAUUUCACAAGGAUUUGCAUAAUUACAUGAUCUGUUUAGCAGACCUUAAUCCCCUGCUUGAGGAGACCAUAGAGGUGGAUCUAUCUGGCAGGAGGCAGGAAGAUCAAGCUUGGGCAAUCACCUUCCAUGUCACCGAUGCUGCUUGGUAUUUGGUAUUGCAAAUUCAUGAUAAAUUCAGAAACGCCCAGACCAGCCUUGUCGAACGUCUUGGGGAAGCCAACUGGCAAAGAUUCCUUCGCAUCAGGAAGCAUGGUCGACAACAGUCUUUGUUGCAAGAUGAAGCAGAGCAUCAGGAUGGAGGCAGACGAGAAGAAAAAGUCAAUGAAGAAGAUGCAAAACUCCUUUCCAACUGCGCACAGCGUCAAGAAUACGCCGAACCAAAGUCGAUUUUCAGGUCCUUAUCAGAAUUUCACGAUUCUGGACUUGGAAGCUCAAAGCCUGCGCGCUCCCAAGCGGCAGCCUCGUUGGCUUCUCAUAGUUCUUUUCGAUCAACUCUGACCGAAAAUCACCAAGGGAGGCCUAGGGUACCUUCUAUGCCUCCCGAGGUCUUUUCCGGCAAGCCAUUUAUCUGCUUCAUCUGCGGUAAGAAACUGACAGUGAUUAAAAACCGCAUUGAUUGGAAAAUGCACGUUUUCCUCGACCUGCAACCAUAUAUCUGCACCUUCGCUGGCUGUCGCGAUAUGCUCGUUACCUUUCCUACGAGAGCGUUGUGGUUUGAGCAUGAAUUACAACAACACAGGGUCAAAGAGUCUUACAAGUGUAACGACUGCGGACAAGAAGUUGGCAGUAGAGACUUAUUCAUUCGACAUCUUGAGGUUGAUCACCACAUGCCUUUGAAUAAUCAGCAGCAGGCUACUGGGUGGCUUUCGCGACGGCAAUUCGCCACUCACGUUGCCUGCCACAUGGAAGAAAUUGCCCUUACAAGCCUGCCAAGAAACGAUGAGGAUGAUAGUGAUGGUUCUGCCGUUGACGAGGAUGACCCCACGCAUUCUUUUCCCAAAUCUGAUAACGCAAGCAGCAUCCAGCUGGAAAGGAUCUCUGAUAGCCCUGUCGCUGACGAGAGUGACUGCACACAUCCUUCUUCUUCCAAAUUAAAUGACGCAAGCAGCGUCCAUGUGGAAAGUGCCCGCCAAAGUUCAUCAACAGACACCAAGAGCGAGCACUGGGUGACGAAAGUCUUCUUGGACACAUCAACUACCCUCCUGACUAAGACAGGUGCCAUCUCGAGAUGCUACGGCGAGCACACCCCGGAAGCACGUACACGUCUCAAAGAAGAGUUCAAAGAAAUCUUGGAAAUUGCUUUUGGUAGUGGGAGCGAACUCGUCGCCCGACUCUACUACCGUGAAGGCGAUCACCGCGCCCGCAUCUUAUGCAAAUGGCCCAGUAGCUCUAAUGGAGGCAGCAAGUAUUCCUGCCUGCCCCUCAAUGUUCUUGAGUUCCAUCGAGCCGAGUCAUCAUUGCAGAUCUGCACGAAAAAACGAGGAAGUUCGAAGCUAGACCUUUGGGCAAAUUUCGUGUUCAGCACCAUUGAAAGACUGGUAGUCUUUUAUUGCACGCUCCUCUCGCUGCGUGGUCACGACAGCUGCAUGCCAGUGACUAAUAUUCAAGACUAUGAAUUGGUUGGUGAAGCUGAAUUGUUUGCGGGCAAAAUCAUAGAUGACAACUACCUCCAUGCCUUACGUGUCUACCGCGAUCGUUAUUCGAGAGCCGUACGUCUACAGGCGUCGGUGCACAAAGGGGAGAUGAAGAGAGUGCCGAUCUGGACCGCCUUUAUUACACAAUACCUCGUCUUUCCAACCUGGUUACGGCUUGCGAGCCCAACUCUGGUUUAUCUUCGAGAGCUGAGGCGUCAUAUCUUUUCUUCAGACUAUGAACCUCAAGUUACAAACAGAGGUGAACAUGUGUUUAAGUUUACUUCAGCAGGAGACGCGAUGGCCUUUGUACAAACAAUUGAAGACCUCGCUGAACUUUACUCGCCCCUGUCACAGUCAGUCCAUUCGCAGCCAUUCCCUCCGGAGCCGCUGCCCCUACAUUCGCAGCAUCCUCCGUCGCCGUCGCCUCCACCACAACAUCCACAACAUUCUAGGACGAAUUGA